AUGUUCGCUCGUCUGACCCAUUACGCUUUUGACGCGGUGCUUGUCUCCGCCUUCCUCGCCGGCGUCAAGCGCUCAACUGGUCUCACCCCCAGCCUCGACUCCGACAAGAUCACCGAGAACAAAGACUUUAAGAAGUGGAUCGACAGCUAUCUCGGCGUGGGCGAGUGGGUGAUGGAUCAGAGUGUGUUUGUUUUGGGGUCGUCGGGGUGGUUUGAGCGGAAGAGGUGA
This is a messenger RNA of Aspergillus ruber CBS 135680, 228 nucleotides long. Its product is annotated as DUF1748 domain-containing protein. NCBI's taxonomy places the organism in Eukaryota, Fungi, Ascomycota, Eurotiomycetes, Eurotiales, Aspergillaceae. Gene Ontology annotation, cellular component: cytoplasm. The coding region runs from base 1 to 228 and encodes 75 amino acids. The transcript has 4 exons. The record is from RefSeq and is a predicted model, not a curated record.